This is a messenger RNA of Fomitopsis serialis, 1695 nucleotides long. Its product is annotated as catalase-like protein. Gene Ontology annotation, cellular component: cytoplasm; peroxisome; mitochondrion. NCBI's taxonomy places the organism in Eukaryota, Fungi, Basidiomycota, Agaricomycetes, Polyporales, Fomitopsidaceae. Bases 1 to 1695 code for a protein of 564 amino acids. The transcript is spliced from 20 exons. The record is from RefSeq and is a predicted model, not a curated record. Gene Ontology annotation, biological process: response to hydrogen peroxide; hydrogen peroxide catabolic process. Gene Ontology annotation, molecular function: catalase activity; heme binding.
AUGCGAACCCUCGCUGCUGUCGUCGCGGUCAGCAUCUCUGCGCAAGCCUUCCUUGGGGUCUUGUCGCAGGAGGAGGUCACCUCUCCCGCUCCAGGGGCUCAGCCAUUCAGCUACGAUAUCAACACUGGUCUCGUCGCACAGCUCCAGGCAUCAGGGGAGUCUGCGCCCCAACUUCAAUAUACGACCGAGAACGGCGCGCCGUACACCAACCCCUACGAUGCCUGGAAGAUCGGUUCGAAUGGGCCCCUUCUCUUGGAGGAUUACCACCUGACCGAGCUCUUCGGCUCUUUUGGUCGCGAGCGCAUCCCUGAGCGUGUUGUGCAUGCUAAGGGCGGUACCGGGCGCACAUGGGUACUUCGAGGUGACAAUGCAUCCUUCUGCAAGCAAUAUACGAUGCUGGAUAUGCUCAGCGAGGAUGGUCUCAGGACGCCCGUGACGGUCCGCAUCAGCACUGUUGGCGGGGAGACAGGGUCUUCCGAUGAGUUUCGUGAUCCCCGUGGGUUUGCGGUCAAGUUCCGGACUCGGAAGGGCAUCCUCGACAUCGUGAUGAACAAUACACCGGUGUUCUUCAUCCGUGAUCCGUCCAAGUUCCCGUACUUCAUUCACACCCAGAAGCGUAACCCUCAGACAAACCUAAGGGAUAAGGAUAUGUUCUGGGACUUCCUCAGUGCUAACCCGGAGUCAUUGUAUCAAGCGAUGAUCCUGUUCUCUGACCGCGGCACGCCGUACGGCUUCAGACACAUGAACGCUUGGACAGGACACACCUACCGAUGGAUUCAGAGUGAUGGCUCUUUCCACUACGUGAAGUUGAACUUUGAGACCAUGCAAGGGGUCAAGAACUUCACCAAUGCAGAGGCAACGGUCAUUCAGGGCACGAACCCGGACUUCGCCACUCAGGACCUUUACGAGGCAAUUGCAAAUGGCUCCUACCCCGGGUGGACAGUGUACGCACAGGUCAUGUCUCCUGAACAGGCCGAGAACUACACAUACAACGUCCUUGACCUCACUAAGGACUGGGAUGAAACUGUUCCCAAGGUCGAGAUCGGGAAGAUGUAUCUGACACAGAAUCCGACGAACUACUUCGCGGAGGUUGAACAAGCCGCGUUCUCACCAUCCCACCUUGUUGAUGGAUGGGCACCGUCUGCCGACCCGAUGUUGCAAGCGCGUUUGUUCUCUUACUCUGACACUCAACGAUACCGGCUUGGCGUCAACCACAUGCAAAUCCCUGUGAACGCUCCUACUGUUCCCGUUGCCAACUGGGAGCGCGGUGGUCAUAUGAACAUCAACGGCAACCAAGGUAACAGGCCUAACUACAUGUCUACGAUGAGUCGUCUUGGAUUGUACAAUCGGACCUACACUCUCGAUUCCCACCAGCAAUGGACGGGUGGUGCUGUGCAGUCGCUUUCCAUGGUCACUGAGAUCGACUUCUCCUGGCCGACGAUCUUCUGGAAUACCAUGUCCGAUCAGGACCAACAGAACUUGAUUAGUAACGUGAUUGGCCAUCUCGGUGAAGUCGUGAGCCAGGAGGUUCGGGAGCGUCAGGUUGCUCUGUUCAAUCAUGUCAACGCAACGCUUGGCCAAGCCAUUGCAGCAGGUGUCGGCGUCACGAACAUUCCAAAGUUGGCCUUCGAAAGCGGAGAGACGUGGCUCGAUCACACUGUCUACAGUAACGACAGCACCCUGGACUUCGUAUAA